GGAAGUAGUCGGACUGGAGCGAUGACCGGAACAACAAGAUGGCGGCGUGUGGGGAGUUUCGGGUGUCAGUUCUGUAACUAAGGCUUCAGUCCAUUGACUGGUGGAAAGAGCCUAAAUCAAAACCAGCAUGAAUCUGCAGCAGCCGGCCCCCCUCCUGCCCCCAGUCCACCCAGAUGUGCAGAUGAAGCCCUUGCCUUUCUACGAUGUAUUAGACGUCCUCAUCAAGCCUUCAAGUCUAGGUGCGAGCACUGCGCAGAGAUACCACCAAGAAAAAUAUUUUAUCUUUGCAUUGACCCCACAACAAGUUCGAGAAGUAUGCAUAUCCAGGGACUUUUUACCAGGAGGCAGAAGGGACUAUAUGGUUCAGAUUCAGCUGAGGUUUUGUUUGUCAGAGACGAGUUGCCCUCAAGAGGACAAUUAUCCAAACAGUCUGUGUAUAAAAGUCAAUGGAAAACUUUUUCCUUUACCGGGUUAUGCACCCCCUCCCAAAAAUGGCGUUGAACAGAAGAGACCAGGAAGGCCUCUGAACAUAACGUCACUGGUGCGACUAUCCUCUGCAGUCCCCAAUCAAAUUUCAGUGACAUGGGCGCCGGAAAUUGGCAAGACCUAUUCCAUGUCGGUGUACCUGGUGAGGCAGCUGACGUCACCGCUGCUUCUGCAGAGGCUACGGAUGAAGGGCAUCAGGAACCCAGACCACUCCAGGGCAUUAAUUAAAGAGAAGCUGACGGCAGAUCCAGACAGUGAAAUAGCCACAACGAGCCUUCGAGUCUCACUCAUGUGUCCGCUGGGGAAGAUGCGCCUGACAGUGCCGUGUCGCGCUGUGACCUGCUCUCAUCUGCAGUGUUUCGAUGCUGCCCUCUACCUGCAGAUGAACGAGAAGAAACCCACCUGGAUCUGUCCUGUCUGUGACAAGAAAGCUGCGUACGAGAGUCUCAUCAUCGACGGUUUAUUCGUAGAGAUCCUGAAUGACUGCUCAGAUGUUGAUGAAAUCAAGUUCCAGGAGGAUGGAACGUGGUGUCCCAUGAGACCAAAGAAAGAGACUGUCAAGGUCCCGUCACAGUCAGUUCCCAAAGUGGAGACCUCCGCUCCGUUGCGCCAGUCGUCAGUGGUUCCACAUUCUGCUGAAUCCACAUCCACCAAGAAGGCGGACGUCAUCGAUCUAACUUUGGAGAGCUCCUCCUCCUCCUCCGAGGACGACGCAGACCCUCCACUGAAGAAACGCUGUGUUUACAUUUCCAAGACUGAGGAGAUGCAUGCCAAGGGAGUGUUGACCUACCAGCCUUCCACUGUGCGAGUGCCAAAUGUGCAGCCUCUGGACCCGUCGUACUUGACCUCCACCCUUGCUGACUAUGCAGUCCCCUUCCAUCCAUCCACACUCGCCACCAUCCCCACAGACAUGCAGAGUCUGGAUUUGUUUUCCUUAAUCCAAGGAGAUCCUCAGCAUUACCGGCCUCAGAUGUUCCUGGACAACCUGACCAGCAGCAUGCAGAGCGCGGCAGCGGCCAGUACCAGCUCCGCCCUGGUGUCCUCCUCCAGCGGCCUGUACGACAGCAGCGCCCACGCAGCCAGCUCCAUGCACGAGACCCGGGUGAUCACAGGGGGAGAGGAGGGGGGGGGUGGAGGAGGGACGGACAGCAGCAUAUCAGAUAUCAUUUCACUAGACUGAGACUCCGCCCACUGGACCAGUUCAGUCAUCUGUUUUAGGUCUGUGGCCUUUUUAAUCCCAGGCUUCAUGUAAAUGACCUGUAGAGGUUUACAGAACAGCACCUAAACUGGUAAACACAUACUCUGUGGGUUUAAUAUGGCGUUAGACUGGGUCUCUCACCAGCUGUAACUGCACAAUAUACAAGGGGAAACCCUCUAAAUAUGUGCAGAUCCCAUCCUUUGCUGUAAUACCUGGAGCUACUUGUGAAAAGGAAUGUUUUCAGACAAGACUACCUCUGUAAACUGGAAAAAACAGAGGUGGAACAUCUGCCUUUUUAAUAAAACAGAGGUGGAACAAGUCCACACAUUCCUGAAUCAUGUCGAAGUACAGAUACUCAUUUAAAAAAAUAUCAGUUUAAUAUAUUUAAGCAGAAGUACAAAGUAUUUCUACGUUACUAGACUGGUUCUGUGCAGAUCAUUCAUGUGGGUAUUAGUUGUCCUGGUCUCAAUCAACACUUCUUCUCUGUGUUUAUAUUUUUAAUUUACAUUGUUUCCACUAAGGUUUUUUUGUUGCACACAGAUUGAAAACGCAAACAGCAAAAG
Sphaeramia orbicularis (orbiculate cardinalfish) is the source of this 2247-nucleotide messenger RNA. RefSeq names its product protein inhibitor of activated STAT, 2 (gene pias2). Lineage: Eukaryota; Metazoa; Chordata; Actinopteri; Kurtiformes; Apogonidae. The record is from RefSeq and is a predicted model, not a curated record. Gene Ontology annotation, biological process: protein sumoylation; regulation of transcription by RNA polymerase II. Gene Ontology annotation, cellular component: chromatin. Gene Ontology annotation, molecular function: SUMO ligase activity; zinc ion binding; transcription coregulator activity.